Messenger RNA from Cryptotermes secundus, 2562 nucleotides. RefSeq names its product bifunctional coenzyme A synthase (gene Ppat-Dpck). Gene Ontology annotation, biological process: coenzyme A biosynthetic process. The coding region runs from base 342 to 2015 and encodes 557 amino acids. NCBI's taxonomy places the organism in Eukaryota, Metazoa, Arthropoda, Insecta, Blattodea, Kalotermitidae. The transcript has 6 exons. The record is from RefSeq and is a predicted model, not a curated record. Gene Ontology annotation, molecular function: ATP binding; dephospho-CoA kinase activity.
GUUGGUCAUGAUAUGAUAUGAUGGUCAUGUCAUGAUGAAGUACUUUGAAACGACACUGGCUGCCAGUGAUAUAACGGAUAUAACAACUGUAGCUUGCAAUAUGAGAAGCGUUCUUCAUUUUUUGACAGUCGAAUACAGAGAUCGUUUAUAAAUAUCAAAGUUUGAAUAUGAUGUUGGGGAUUAGUGUAUUUUACGUCUUAGUGUUUUAGAUUGAAGUGAAGAUUGUGUUCUGUGACGUGAAACAUAGCGUGAACUUUAUAAAGAAUUUACAAAUACAAGUCCUUUGAGUUACCGCUAAUUGUUUUAUAAUAUAUGAUGCAUAGUAUAAGUUGAGGUUAAAGAUGGCAAAAAUUGGACUGUUGGUAUUAACAAAGCCGACGAAGCUUGCCAGAAUUUUGCCCGUAAUUAAGCAGCAUGUUAAUAAAACCUUGUAUGUUCAAUUAUACCCUGGAAGACAACGUUUAAUAAAUUCAACCCCUAGUGGUGAAAAUGCUCUGAAUGGGCCCCAUCAUGGCUCUGCUGUGAUUGGUAUUUAUUCUCAAGCGACUGCAAUUUGUCAAAAUCUGGAUAUCCGUGUUUUAUUAGCAGGACUCAAAGAUCCAUUUCUUUCAAAAAUCCACACAAGAAAGCAAAUAGAAGUUGUAAUUUUUGAUAGAAUUUUUAAUAAAGAUGAAGUAGAUUAUUUUUUAAACUCAUGUCUUUUAAAUGCCACUCAGAAAUGUCAGAUUGUUACACUGAAUGGUACAGAAGAUUCAGUAUCUGAUAAUCUAGAUAUCUUGCACCCUUCUCAUGGGAGCAGUGUAGUUUGCAGAAUGGCUGAAUCACUGAGCAUUGACAGAAUGUUAACCAAUAAAGACUGUAAAAUGCACAAGAAUGUGGUUCUUGGAGGGACAUUUGACCGACUGCAUGCUGGACAUAAGAUUCUGUUGAGUGAAGCGGUUCUGCAUUGUACAAGAAAGCUUACUGUGGGAAUUACUGAUACUUCAAUGCUGAAGUGUAAGACACACAACUGUUACUGGGCUAAAUUGUUGUGGGAGAUGAUUGAACCUUGUGCUGUUCGAAUGUGUUCAGUAGAAGAUUUUCUUCAAGAUGUAGAUCCUGGCUUGCAAUACGACAUUGUACCAAUUUAUGACCCAUUUGGACCUACGAAAGAAGAUCCAGACAUGCAGCUGAUAGUGGUGAGCACAGAAACAUACAAAGGAGGACUGAAAGUGAAUGAACUUCGCCAUGAAAACAACCUUCCAGCUUUAGACAUCCACACAGUGAAUUUACUAGAGGCAAUUCCAGAACACACAGAUGAGGAAGAGGAAGAGAAGAUAAGCUCAAGUAAUCGUAGGAUGAGAUUGCUGGGGACAAGGCUCAGAGUACCAGAGGCAAGGACUCUACUGCCAAGGAAGCCUUACAUUAUUGGUUUGACUGGUAAUAUUGCAAGUGGAAAGUCCUCAGUAGGACAACGGUUGGAAAACCUUGGGGCAGGAUUGCUGAAUUGUGAUACACUUGCUCACAGUGUGUAUAUGAGGGGGCAGCCUUGUUAUGAUGCAGUUGUGCAGCAUUUUGGAAAGGAAAUAUUGGGUGAUGAUGGAGAGAUCAACAGGAAGGCUCUAGGAACAGUUGUGUUCAACAGUAAGGAGCAGUUAGAAAAAUUAAAUGCUAUGGUUUGGCCGGUAUUACUGAAUCGUGCAAAGGAGAAGAUCCAGGUCCUUUUUGAGGCAGGUUAUCAGAUUGUUGUGAUGGAAGCAGCUAUCUUGCUUCAAGCUGGCUGGGACCAACAUGUCCACGAGGUCUGGGCGUGCAUCAUUCCACCUGAAGAGGCUGUGAAAAGACUCCAAGAACGCAAUCAUUUGACUGAAAGUGACGCACGAGCACGAAUAGCCACGCUGCCCAGCAACACAGAAUUAGUAGCAAAAGCUCAUGUUGUGGUGUCCACGUACUGGAGCACUACAUACACUCAGAAACAAGUGGAAAAGGCAUGGAGAGCAUUGCAGUUCUACCUGACCGACAGUUCCAAGUUAUGAAACUUCAAAGAAGAUUAUAUUGUGCCAUUUUUGUUGCUGUGAUAUCAGAAGAGAGUGUUUUUCUUUCAAUUUCUUAUGCACAUUUGUUACAUAGUCAUUAUAUAUUCUCCCAUUUUAUAGCCUGGCUGACAGUUUUCAUUCAGUUAAUCCUGAAUGUGCUAAUUGAGUUUCUUGUGUCUGUGAAGGUUACUCUCUUCUGGUAUGUGAUGCCAUAUAGCCCUGGUAUAGAGAUAACCAAUGUUUCAGAGGAACUUGCUACCUCUAACUUCAGCCUAGCUUCUUCCUAUCCACAAAUGGAGCUGUCUCCAUAGCCACAGGAUCCCAUUACAUUUAUGUAGCUGCCAUUGGUGGUUCCCUACAUUACUGAGCUUAAUUUCUGCUUGGUUUACUCUUUGGGCAUGAAGAUGGAGGCAGCAGGUUCUUGUGAAGCAUUGGUACCUGUCUAGUAAAAUAUAUGAUGUCACAACCCCAGAAGACAGUGAUCUUUGUAGCCUGGGAUGGAAAUGGUGAUGCUUUCUACCACAAUAACUUCGCAUUCCAUAUAUAU